Molecule: messenger RNA, 6484 nt
Organism: Paramuricea clavata
Lineage: Eukaryota; Metazoa; Cnidaria; Anthozoa; Malacalcyonacea; Plexauridae
Source: the annotation of a GenBank genome assembly
AUGGGUGUAGAGAUUGAGAUAUAUCGUUCAAGAAUUGGUUCACAUCAUAAUGUCACACAAGGAAGAAUGUUAAUGGCUCGACUGAAAGGUAAAUUCUGGAAUCAAAUGUUGAUGAUGGUCUAUUUAAAAGUAUUUUAUUUACCAUGUCUUAAAAGUCUAGUGACUAAAACAGAAAAAUAUAAUGAGGUGUGCAUCUGGUAUGCACAGAUGGUAUGUUAUCAUGUUCAUGUACCAUUACUAUUAAGACUUUCAAAUGAUGUUGAGGAAAAUCCAGGUCCUAGAAAUAUUAAUGAAAUAGUUGACCGUACUUAUACAGUUCAUGCCGACUUUCACCAAGGCGAUCAAUUAAUGUUUAGAUCAAAUGCUGGAAAACAGUGUGUUGCCAUGUCACUAUGUUCUAUUGUUUAUAAUGAAAUUAAAUCAGUUAAUAUUUGGGACACAUCCAUUAUGAACCAAAUUUUAGUUUAUGGCAACAAUUUAUAUGGUGUUAUUAGUCAGAGUAUAAACAAAGACUUUUUACUACUUACUGACGUACCAGAACUUGUCGAUAUUGAUAGUGACACAUUUUGUCUGGAAUAUAGUGAAUCUUUUACAGGUGCAUUAUUCAUGGCUGCCAAUAAUGAUCCAUAUGUGACACUUGAGCAUGCUAUUAAUGAAAUAUUUGUUACUACAAAUUAUAAAAGUUGUUUACUCACAAUCGGCAUGAAUACUGUUGCCAUUUUUAUACCUUUUCCUGAUGUCUUUAAAGUUUUUGACUCUCAUUCACGAGAUCAUCAUGGGAUGCCAUGUGCAUCUGGUUAUUGUGUUUUAAUUUCAAUUGAGGGAGUUAAACAUCUUGCUGAAUAUUUUCAGUUAACAUCAGGUUAUUGUGGCCGAAUGUGUUCUACACCAUUUGAAUUAAAGGGUGUUAAGUGUAAUAAAAGACUUGACUUGUCAAGUACCAAUAAUGCAGAAUUUAGAUUAAUCGAAAAACAUGAUAUACACAAGUCAACUGAAAUACAAAAUAACAAUGUAGGUCAAACAAAUAAUGAUUUACUUGCAGAAAGGAAAUCUACACUUGAAAAACACUGUCAAUAUAUGAGAACUUGUAGAAAGGAUGAAUCCUCAGAGCAAAGGGAAAAAAGGUUAACUAAAAUUAGAUCAUAUAAACAAUUAGGCAAAGGGACUAAUGGUGAGUCAGUUGAAGAAAGAAAUUCUAGACUUGAGAAACACCGUGAACGUAUGAGAGUUCUUAGAAAGAAUGAGUCCUCAGAGCAAAGGGAAAAAAGGUUAGCUAAAAUGAUAUCACAUAUAAAACAAGUGGGCAAAGCCAAAGGGACUAAUGAUGAGUCAGUUGAAGAAAGAAAUUUCAGACUUGAGAAACAACGCGAAUAUAUGAGAGCUCGUAGAAAGAAUGAGUCGGUUGAAGAAAGAAAUUUCAGACUUGAGAAACAACGUGAAUAUGUGAGAGUUUAUAGAAAGAAUAAGUCAUCAGAGCUAAAGGAAAAAGAGUUAAGUACCCAUAUUACUGUUGAUAUGACCCAGCUUAUAAGAGAUUUUCACAGCUCUAUAUCUUCAGGACCUUUAUAUGUAUGUACUUGUUGUGAUCAGUUGUGGUAUAAACACAGUGUAUGUCCUGCUGACCGAAUAAGGUUGGUUAACCCAGAUAUAGUCAAAUAUCUACAAAACAUUAAAAGUGUUGAUAAUAUUGAGUGGCUUUGCAACACAUGUAGCAAUCACUUGAGAAAAAGAAAAGUACCACCAUGUGCAAUUGCAAAUGGAAUGAAAUUUCCUAUAAAACCAGCUUUCUUUGACCUUAAUGAAUUAGAAUGUAGACUUAUUGCUCCACGGUUAGCAUUCCAAAAAAUAUUCCAAGCCCCCAGAGGUGGGCAACUCAAAAUUACUGGCAAUGUGGUUAAUGUACCAGCAGAUGUUAACAAUACUGUAAGUAUGCUUCCCAGAUUAUCACAUGAAACUGGUACUAUUAAAGUUCAAUUGAAACGGCGAUUGCAAUAUAAAAGUUCAGCACUAUCUUUGAAUAUAAGACCACGCAAAGUAAUGCAAGCAGCAGCUUGGUUAGUCAAUAAUAGUUCUUUAUACCAAGAGCAAGGAAUAACUCUUGAUCAAACGUGGCUGACAAGUAUUGAACUAGAAACAGUUUCUGAUAACCUUUGUAAUGAAAAUACAAAUAUUUCAAGUAACAAUUUAGAUACCGGUGCUCCAGAAGAUGAAUGGAGUGAAGACGAAGCAGAAACUCCUGCUGGUGUAACUGACAGUAUGUUGACUCCCCCAGAUUUUGUUGAUGAUAGUGAAAAACAAGAAAUAUACAAUUUUGCUCCUGCGGAAGGAAACAUACCUCUCAGUUUAUUUAGAGAUCAGUACUCAAAAGAAAUGGCUUACCCGGGGAUAUUUCUCGGUCAGAAACGAACAGAUGAUAAACAAAGAUUAAAGAGUGUCUAUUAUAGUGAAAUAUGCAAAUCAGAAUUAAGGCGGUCAGAUCGACGGGCUGCAAUGUGUGUUGAAAACAUUUUUUUUAAAGCUAAAAAGUUGCAGAUGAAACUGUUGUUAGGACAAUCACAAAUUGCAUUGCGUAAAUGCAAAUUGGGAAAUUGAACACUUAAUGCAGGACAAUUGAAAACACCUGAAGGUUUAGAAAGUUUAAUUCGCCAUGAUGAAGGCUACAAAUUCUUAAGAGCAUUAAGAGGUUCACCACCUUACUUUGAAAAAGCUAAAAAAGACUUGUUUGCCAUGAUUCGCCAAUUAGGACCAGCAUCACUUUUUUGCAGUUUUUCUUCUGCUGAAACAAAAUGGAUUCAUUUAUUGAGGAUCCUUGGUAAACUUAUUGAUCAUAAAGACUAUAGUGAUGAUGAACUUGACAAUCUAACAUGGGAGGAAAAAUGUAGACUAAUCCAAAGUGACCCAGUUACAUAUGCUCGGCAUUUUGACUAUCAAUUUAAUACUUUUUUGAAAGAUUUUUUGAGGAGUAAACUUGCUCCAUUAGGAAAAAUAAAAGAUUGGUUUUACAGGGUGGAGUACCAACAGCGAGGUUCACCUCACAUACACAUGCUAAUAUGGCUUGAAAAUGCACCUGUAUUUGGUGUUGACAAGGAUGAAGAUGUAAUUGCAUUUAUUGACGGAAUAAUAACUUGUGGUAAGCCAGAAAAUGACUCAAACUUACUUGAACUGGUAAACAGGCAAACACACAGACAUUCUCACACAUGCCAAAAAAAAUCUAAAGCGGUUUGUAGAUUUAACUAUCCUCAGCCACCUAUGAGAUCUACACACAUACUGUAUCCACUUGAUGAUGAUACUUCUCAGACUCUCAUAAGAAACAGAAAAGUCUUGUGGAAAGACAUUAAGAAUAAACUAAAUGAUCUGAAGGAAGGCAAAGAUGUAACCUUUGACCAGCUGCUAGGAGAGCUCGGUGUUUCAGAACAUGAAUAUAUUCUUGCUAUUCGAUCAUCUCUUAGUUGUCCUACAAUAUUUCUUAAAAGAAGUCCAAAUGAAUUAAGAAUAAAUAAUUAUAAUCCUGCGUGUCUCCUUGCCUGGAGAGCUAAUAUGGACAUCCAGUUUGUUCUAGAUGUUUAUGCUUGUGCAAUGUACAUUGUCUCCUAUAUUUCAAAGGCUCAAAAGGGAAUGAGUGAAUUGUUAUGCAGAGCUUGUGCUGAAGCUAAGGAGGGAAAUGCAAACAUUAAACAACAGGUCCGUGAUAUUGGAAAUAAGUUUUUGAACUCAGUAGAAAUUAGUGCGCAAGAAGCAGUUUAUAUUGUUCUUCAACUUCCAAUGCGAAAGUCUUCUCGAAAUGUGGUGUUCAUUAACACAUCACCCCCUGCUGAACGAGUUGAAUUACUUAAGCCAUUAAGUGAAAUAGAAAAGAUGUCAGAUGAAUCUGAAGAAAUUCAUUCAGGUGGUCUCUUGAAACGAUAUGUUGAACGACCUGACUGUUUGAAAAAUAUUACCUUUGCUGAUUGGACUGCAUGGUAUGACUCGUGUGGUAAACAAAAUAAUAAAAAAGCACACAAAAAGGCUGAUAUUGACAACCUUCCAUUGGAAACUGAGGACGGAAAUAAUGAUGAUGAAUUAUUAAAUAGUGAUGAAAAUUCCUUGACAAGUGACCCAUCGAUUAAAUCUAUAAGAAAAAGAACUCAAGCUAGAGUCAUUCGAAGUGUUUGGUUUAAUAAAGAAGCUCAACCAGAAAAACAUUAUCGAGAGUUGAUAAUGCUAUUUACCCCAUGGCGAAAUGAGCAAACUGAUUUAUUCUUCUUUUCUUCUUUUCAAGAACACUAUAUAGCUCGGUAUGAUGAGAUAGGCGAGCAGAUGAGACAAUAUGCAGUCUGUAGUGAAAUUCAACAUUCGAGGAUUGCUCCAAAUGCUUAAUAAAAAACAAAGAGAAUUUUUUUACCAUGCUUUGCAUUUAAUAAAAACAUCUGAUAAACCAUUUUAUGCCUUUUUAAGUGGGGCUGGAGGUGUUGGUAAAUCUCACCUUAUUAAAUCAGUUUACCAAGCAGCAUUAAAAUACUAUAAUGCACAAGCUGGUGAAGAUUUUCGUCGUGUUCAUAUACUAUUACUUGCUCCUACAGGGAAAGCAGCUUAUAUUAUUAAAGGUAACACGAUUCAUAAUGGCUUAGCAGUUCCAGCAAGUCAAUCACUUAAAAAUUACAAACCACUUGAUUCUGGUAGAUUAAACACAUUGAGAUGCAAACUUGGUGCGUUAAAAUUAAUACUACUUGAUGAAAUAUCAAUGGUUGGAAACAGUAUGUUUACAGUUCAGUUGAAUAACCGUUUAAAAGAUUUAAAAGGAAGUAAAGAAGACUUUGGUGGUGUUAGCAUCAUAACACUGGGUGACUUGUUUCAACUUAAACCUGUCAUGGAUGGCUACAUUUUCACUGAUGUUCAGUGUUUAAGCUCUUAUAAUAUUCUUGCUCCAAAUUUAUGGAAAAGAUAUUUCAGAAUGUUUGAGCUUGAUGAAAUUAUGCGACAAAGAGAGAACAAAGAGUUUGCUGAGAUCUUAAAUAGAUUAAGAGAAGAUAAACAUACUUGCAGUGACCUCAACAAACUGAAGGAGAGAUGUGUUGAAGAAUCUAGUUGUCCUAGAGAAGCCCCACGUUUAUUUAUACAAAAUGCUUUGGUUGAUGACUAUAAUGAAAAAGUUUAUGAAUCAUUUAGUGAUGGUAAAUAUGUAAUUAAAGCACAAGAUAGUGUGAUUGGCGCAUGUUCUACUGAGCUUAAAGAGAAAAUAAUGAGGCAAAUACCUUAUGUUUCAUUGAGAAACUCUAAACAGUUGGCUCAUAAACUUAAACUGGCUGUUGGGCAACGAACUGAAAUGGCAGUAAAUGUCCGAACUGAUGAUGGUCUAACAAAUGGUGCUAGUAACAUAAUAAAGUUAAUACAACUAAGAGACGAUACUAAACCAUCUGGUCUUGUUUGGGUACAGUUUGAUUGUGAAGAUGUUGGCAAAAAGACUAGACAGGAAAACAGAACUCUAUGUUUUAGAGGUAUUGAAAGUACGUGGACACCAAUUAAACCUGUUACAACACAAUUUGCGGUGGGAAAAACAAAAUCAGCUCAAGUUGUAAGAAAACAAUUUCCUUUGCGACCAGCAUCAGCCAAAACUGUACAUAGAUCACAAGGUGAUACCCAGUCACAAAUAGUUGUAAACCUAAAUACGAAGAGGGCUAUUCCUCAUAUACAUUAUGUCGCUUUAAGUCGAGUGACAACAAUUGAAGGGUUACAUAUCACUGACCUAUGUGAAGAUAAAAUAUCUAUCGAUCAAAGAGUUGUUGAAGAAAUGGAAACGUUACAAACAGAACGUUCCUUAAAACUUUGUUUUACACCAUUGUAUAUGUUGGAUAAUUCUGAUUUAAAGGUCUGUUACCUCAAUGCACGAUCUCUACAUAAACACAUUGAAGAUGUUCGGAAAGACGUCAAUUACUCCUCUACUGACAUUGUAAUAUUUACUGAGACAAGGUUUACUCCAUUGGACCCUAAUGAAAUGUACAAUAUUAAUGGUUACAGACUAUUUAGAAAUGAUAGUUCUCAAUUUUCUGGUUCUGGCCGACCAUAUGGUGGAACAGCUGUUUACAGUCGAAUCCCUUUAAAAGAAGGAUAUCCCCAUGCUCACAACAUAAGUGGAAUUGAAUUUACAAUCAUUAAAACCGAAAAUCGCCCAAACCUGACCAUAAUUGGGUUGUAUCGUUCUCCCAGUAUUGCGUUAUCACGCCUACUUUCUGCUCUUCGUACUAUUCUUGAUGAAGAUUCCUCAUCACAAAACAUAAUUAUUGGAGGCUUUAAUGUAAACUGGAUGGUGGAAUCCGACAGACAAUCACUCUAUAAUUUAAUGGUCAUAGAAAAUAACUACAGCCAAUUAAUAACAGACUUUACAACUGAUAAUAAAACAUUGAUUGAUCAUGUAUACACAAAUCUAGUUGAAGAGCAAGUUCAUGCUGGAAUUCUAGAGACGUACUUUAGUGAUCAUAAAGCUAUAUGGGCUUCUUUAAAGACAUAG